GACGCUUCAUAAGUGUGAAGACAGAGAGAAAGAGGCUGGAGAGACGCUGGAGCAACCUGUAUCCACAACGCAGGAGCGCGCUCCAGGAGACUUUCUGCAGAAACCUCACAAAACUUAUGCUACGUGUAGAAUUUUAAAAAAGGGCAACUAAUAAUUAUGAUGAUAACGGUGGUUUUAUUCUAACACACAUGCACGCUGGUUGUUUCUGCUUUUUAUGUAAGAUCUGUGGAUGAUGCGCUUCUGACUUGGAUUAACGCGCGGUGGUAAAGGGCGAUUCUGCGCACUUGGAAAAUUAUGUAAGGUUGUCCAGGUGUCUUAGACUGCAGUAUUACCCUCAGACACAGCCAUGAAAUCUGUGCUGGAUGGUGUGGCGGACACCACCUUCCGGACUAUUACAUCUGGUUUACAGUAUCUGGGCUCCAAUGACGCCAACUACGACGACCCCCUCAAUGAUGUAGACUUCAAGGCGGGUUUCUCUGUGCAGAAACCCUUAUCUGCUUUCCGCAGCAACUCCUUCCCGGACAAAGUACCUGCGGACGAGGAGCUCAUCCUCAAGGGCAUCCCCUUUUUUCCCACCAAUGCCACAGACUUGUUUGGCAACAGGAGCACGUUCAGAGAUGAGACUAAUACCAUACAGUGUGGGGAAAACUUUAUGGACAUGGAGUGUUUCAUGAUCCUGACCCCCAGCCAGCAGCUGGCUGUGGCUGUGUUGUCUCUGACUCUGGGUACCUUCACCGUGCUGGAGAACCUGGUGGUGCUCUGCAUCAUCUUCCAGUCCCGCACCCUCCGCUGCCGGCCGUCCUAUCACUUCAUCGGCAGUCUGGCCGUGGCUGACCUGUUAGGGAGUGUCAUAUUCGUCUACAGCUUUCUGGACUUCCAUGUCUUCCACAGGAAGGACAGCCCAAAUGUUUUUCUCUUCAAGCUGGGUGGAGUCACGGCGUCGUUCACCGCAUCCGUGGGGAGUCUUUUCCUCACUGCUAUUGACCGCUACAUCUCCAUACACCGGCCUCUCGCCUACAGGCGCAUCGUGACACGGACCAAGGCGGUCAUUGCCUUUUGCAUGAUGUGGACCAUCUCCAUCGUCAUCGCAGUGUUACCUCUGCUGGGCUGGAACUGUAAACGUCUCAAUUCUGUUUGCUCAGACAUAUUCCCUCUGAUUGAUGAGAACUACCUGUUGUUCUGGAUCGGUGUGACCAGCGUGCUGGUUCUUUUCAUUAUCUACGCCUACAUUUACAUCCUGUGGAAGGCUCACCAUCACGCCGUGCGCAUGCUAAGCCGCACCUCCCAGAAGAGCCUCGUUGUUUACUCAGCAGAUGGGACUAAAGUGCAGACCACACGCCCGGAGCAGGCACGCAUGGACAUCCGCCUGGCCAAGACCCUGGUGCUCAUCCUGGCGGUGCUGGUCAUCUGCUGGGGCCCAGUGCUCGCCAUCAUGGUCUACGACCUCUUCUGGAGGAUGGACGAUGACAUCAAGACGGUGUUUGCUUUCUGCUGCAUGCUCUGCCUGCUCAACUCCACCGUCAACCCAAUCAUCUACGCCUUGAGGAGCAAGGACCUACGGCACGCCUUCCUCAGCUCCUGCCAUGCCUGCAGGGGCAGUGCCCAGCAGCUGGACAAUAGCCUGGAGUCAGACUGCCAGGCCAGAAAUGCCAACAUUUCUGCCAACAGGGCUGCAGAGAGCUGCGUGAAGACCACUGUGAAAAUAGCCAAAGUAACAAUGUCUGUGUCAACUGAAACUUCUGCAGAGGCUGUCUAAUUGGCCGUCACUGGGGGAAACUGUGUAAAUGUCAUCCUCCCCAAACAAUGCCAUUCAACACAAUAAAGCAGAAGCUAAAAUAUCCCAGAGAAAAAAAAAAAUCCUCUCUCGAGAGUUACAUCCUCACAUAGAUGCUUCAGUGGUCGCAUUAUUUUAGGUUGGGUUGUGAGUACAUGGUGUGCCAAAGUGCCAAACGGUUCAUAGGAAGGACUCACAACUUGAAAGGAUUGUCAAAGACUAUCAUAAGUCUGCUGUUUACCAUAGACUUCAUGAUAUCCAGUUAGUGAAGGCAUAUUAUAUUUUUGUACUGUGAAUUCAGGUUUUAAAAAAACAACAAUAUAUCUUCAUUUAUGGGGAUAAGGGGCUACUGACAUUUUUAAUUCGAGAUGUGUUACUGUGUCAUUUAGACUUUAAAAUGUGUCUUGCGCCAUAAAUAUAACAAAUCUUUGCGUCUUGACUUUCUACAAGCUUCAUGUAUAUGUUGCAUAAAGACAUUUCUAUGAGGGAAUGGUACAAAAAAAAGAUUGUUUAUUUCCAAAAUUGCCAUUAAACGUCACUUUUUUUUUUUUUACUUCUUCUGACAACACUCAGUGAGUGGCAAAAAUGUGUGAAGACAUUUUGAGAAAUGCCAGGUGAUUCAUGCUCAAGAUAGGAAAAAACUACUCUAAUGAAGAUGGAGAUAAAUAGAUUCACAGCUUUUGUCAAAUCUGAAAUGGCAUUUUCCGUGGCAGAGUGACAAUUGUCCCUUUUGUCCAUUUCUUUACCCGCUCGCUGUUAGACCUUUAGAGUAACGUGUCUUUGUUCAAAUGUAAACCUAACAACUGUACAGUGUUUUCUUGCAAAAUAAAGUGUUCAGAUCAUUCAGCUAUACAGCCAACAAAACAACAAAGGAGCUUGAACACAUCAAAACUGAAUCUGGACGCAGUGUGCUGGUCACUACUGUAACAAAACAAAGUGGUUUCUGACUAUAGCUGCUUUCAUCAAAUGUAUGAUUUUACUGGAUUCAGCCUUAUGUAUGUGUGUGAUACGUUGUGACUUGGUGAUAUAUUUCCAACCCCAAGCCUUUUGGUCAUUGCAGUGACUUGUUUUAGUGCUACUGUUGCAGCGGGGCAUCAUUUUGGAAAAAUAAAAGCAACCCAUGCACAGGCCUAGUGAAGUACUUUUGGCGUAACUCUAAAUAAAAAAAAAUAUGUCUGCUGUUAAUUUUACUUAUCUAAACAAAGAAAACAAGGGGUCUUUUCCUUAGCUGGUAACUUGGAUGGAAGUCUGUAUGUAUGCAUUGUGUGGAGACUCCACAAAUCGACCUUACAAAAGAAAUCUGAGAAGGUGUGAUUUUUCUGAUAGGUGAUGAUGUAGUACUUUUAAUCUAGAAAUCUCACAGCACAAUUGUUCUGUAGACAUUUAUCUUGGUGUAAAGUUAUCCAGACUGCUGUUUAUCAGUAUGCUUUGCUGCCUCUUGUAUUAUUCAGUAUUGAAGAUCAAAAUGUCAACUGUCAAGUGGCUUCUGUACAGUGGUGGCAUAAUGAGGACUUAAAAAAAAAAAAAAAACACAAUCAGUCAAGUGUUUUUAGUAUUGCUGUUUUCAAAACUUUUGAAUAAAGUUGCAGCUGGUUGUCA
Molecule: messenger RNA, 3373 nt
Organism: Centropristis striata (black sea bass)
Lineage: Eukaryota; Metazoa; Chordata; Actinopteri; Perciformes; Serranidae
Gene: cnr1
Product: cannabinoid receptor 1
Exons: 2
Coding region: 347-1756 (469 amino acids)
Biological process (GO): G protein-coupled receptor signaling pathway
Cellular component (GO): membrane
Molecular function (GO): cannabinoid receptor activity
Source: RefSeq, a predicted model, not a curated record